CUACUCCUGAGAGCUGAGUCAUUUACAUUAGCAAGGGAGCAAGUCUCGCCAGUUGUUCCAGAGUUUGAAAGGGUGCCCCAAAGGACAACUACAAGGGGAUGCUUUCUACGGUGGGGCCAGGAAUGCUUAUUUCGGCGCUUUAGCAGGAAUCCCACCACUACAACAGCUGUGGGCUCACGGCUGCUUCUUCACUAGAAACCCAUUUCACCACAAGGACAUUGGAUCAGGUGGAUGGAGGAGCAGUCACCGCAAUGAAAGAAGUCAAACCAGGAAUGACCCACAUUGAACCCAUGCCUCAGCCCUUCCCCAGCGUUUCCUGACACACGUUUUUGCAUCCAGUCAAUCACAACUGAAGAAUGGGCCUCACCUUGACACUUGCAAAGUUACCAGAUAAUGAAGCACACGGCCACAGCGGCAGCCACACUCUGGGCAACUUAAGCGGCAGCUGGGGGAAGAACGGCACGUCCAACGAGUUCGACACCAUCAUACUGCCCGUGCUCUACCUCGUCCUGUUCGUGGCCAGCCUCCUGCUGAAUGGCCUGGCCGUGUGGAUCUUUUUCCACAUCAGGAAUAAGACCAGCUUCAUCUUCUAUCUCAAGAACAUCGUGGUGGCCGACCUCCUCAUGACCCUGACGUUCCCGUUCCGGGUCGUCCACGACACGGGCUUUGGCCCCUGGUACUUUAAGGCCAUCCUCUGCAGGUACACGUCCGUGCUGUUCUAUGCCAACAUGUACACGUCCAUCGUGUUCCUGGGGCUCAUCAGCAUCGACCGCUACCUGAAGGUGGUCAAGCCCUUUGGGGACUCCCGCAUGUACAGCCUCACCUUCACCAAGGUGCUGUCCGUGGGGGUCUGGGUGGUCAUGGCUGCCCUGGCCUUGCCAAACAUCGUCCUGACCAACGAACAGCCCACCAAGGAGAACGUCCUUGACUGCGUGCGGCUCAAGAGUCCCCUGGGGGCCAGGUGGCACCAGGCGGUCAUCUACACCAACAGCUGCCUAUUUGUGGUGGUGCUGGUGAUUCUGAUUGGGUGCUACAUCGCCAUCUCCCGCUAUAUCCACAAGUCGAGCCGGCAGUUCAUCAGCCAGUCCAGCCGGAAGCGGAAACACAACCAGAGCAUCAGGGUGGUGGUGGCCGUGUUUUUUACCUGCUUUCUGCCCUAUCACUUGUGCCGGAUCCCCUUUACUUUCAGCCACCUGGACAGGCAUUUGGGUGAGUCUGCCCACCGAGUUCUCUACUACUGCAAAGAGGUGACGCUCUUCCUGUCAGCGUGCAACGUGUGCCUGGACCCCAUCAUCUACUUUUUCAUGUGCAAGUCGUUCUCAAGGCGGCUCUUCAAGAAGUCCAACAUCAGGACCAGGAGCGAGAGCAUCCGAUCGCUGCAGAGUGUGAGGCGAUCAGAAGUCCGCAUAUAUUAUGACUACACAGAUGUGUAGUUGUGAACGAACGGCCUUCCCAGGGCUGGUGAAAAGUUGUGUGUAUGUACAAAGUGUAAAUAAAUGUCUUUUGAUUA
This is a messenger RNA of Erinaceus europaeus (western European hedgehog), 1510 nucleotides long. It is a transcript of the gene GPR87, whose product is annotated as G protein-coupled receptor 87. Gene Ontology annotation, cellular component: membrane. The record is from RefSeq and is a predicted model, not a curated record. Gene Ontology annotation, molecular function: G protein-coupled purinergic nucleotide receptor activity. The transcript is spliced from 3 exons. Gene Ontology annotation, biological process: G protein-coupled receptor signaling pathway. Bases 357 to 1433 code for a protein of 358 amino acids. NCBI's taxonomy places the organism in Eukaryota, Metazoa, Chordata, Mammalia, Eulipotyphla, Erinaceidae.